GAAAUGCACCACAAACCCGGAAGUGGGUUUUCGCCAGCGCUCCCCAAAACACGCGAUAUUGCUGAAGAGCAGCACCAAGUAACGUUUAAACGACAAUGUCUACAACGUCCGGAGACGGAGAGGAAAAGGAUGCUGCAAGUUGGCAGAAGUCACCUUUAAACGCACACUCAUCACCAUGGGACCUAUUGCAAAUGUGGCAACCAUUAACUUUGAAUGAGUGGAUUUAAUCAGCAGCAGUCCGAUUUGUGGAGACCGUGGAUUAGAACCGAGACGACAGCUUCCGCACUCAGGGCUCCUUUCAACCCUGCUGAAACGCAACCCAAACCAGCCCUUUUCAUUCACCCAGUCAAGUUGUACUGGCCCAAAACCAAAUGCUUUGACUAUUUGUACCGUGAAGCCGAGAUGCUCCUUCGGAACUAUCCGGUCCAAGCCACCAUCUGCCCCUGUGAAGACUCUUCGUCCAGUGAGGACGACAGCGAGGAAGAAGAGGAGGAUGACUAUGAUGAUGAUGAUGAUGAUGAUGAUUAUGAGAAUGAUGACGAGAUAGAGAUGGCGAAGGAGCUCAACUAAAAAAUUUAUAUAAGUAAAUCAUGUGCAUAAUGCAUUAAUAUAUUUCCUCUUCCUAUUUAUUUUGUAAAUAACUGUAAAUAGACUCUGCGUCAUUUUUUUAUACCAAACAACAAGAACAAAAAAAUGCUUUUAAAUUAUUUUGUCAACGUUUCUACCUCAUUUGUAUUUUGUGCAGCCUUGCAAUAAAAUACG
Messenger RNA from Phyllopteryx taeniolatus (common seadragon), 762 nucleotides. RefSeq names its product protein ripply2-like. The coding region runs from base 214 to 570 and encodes 118 amino acids. The record is from RefSeq and is a predicted model, not a curated record. Gene Ontology annotation, cellular component: nucleus. The transcript is spliced from 5 exons. Lineage: Eukaryota; Metazoa; Chordata; Actinopteri; Syngnathiformes; Syngnathidae. Gene Ontology annotation, biological process: negative regulation of transcription by RNA polymerase II; embryonic pattern specification.